Molecule: messenger RNA, 456 nt
Organism: Staurois parvus
Lineage: Eukaryota; Metazoa; Chordata; Amphibia; Anura; Ranidae
Source: the annotation of a GenBank genome assembly
CUGGUGGCACUGACUGGCAGCACUGCUGGGCUGCACUGGUGGGUGGCACUGGUGGGCAGCACUGGUGGGUGGGCACAGGUGGGUGGCACUGGUGGUCACAGGUGGGUCACUGGUGGGCACAGGUGGGUGGGCACAGGUGGGUGGCACUGCUGGGCACAGGUAGGUGGCACUUCUGGGCACAGGUGUGUGACACUGCAGAGUGGCACAGGUGGGUGCACUGCUGGGCACAGGUGGGUGCACUGCUGGGCACAGGUGGGCGGAGCUAGUGGGCGCACUGCUGGGCACAGGUGGGCGGAACUUGUGGGUGGCACUGCUGGGCACCGAUCAUCAGGGCACUGAUCAUUAGUGCCCUGAUAAUCGGUGCCAAUCCUCGCUCUGACAACUGCCGGUUCUCGGCAGUACUUUCCUCACGAUCUGACAGCGUGAGGAAACGUGUCAUUGGACACCGCUGAUCAC